AUGAAGGGAACACGUUCAAAAGAAGACAUAACAAAUGAUGACGCCAAAAUUUAUAUCAAAGAAAUAAAGGCUGCGUUUAAAGACGAGAAACACAAGUUCAACGAGUUUUUAAAAACUAUGAAAGAUUUCAAGAAAAAAAGAACUAACUUAGCAUGUAUGCUGGAAAGAGUGAAGGAAUUGUUUGAAGGGCAUCGAGAAUUGUUAUUGAAAUUCAAUACCUUCUUGCCAGAGGAAUUUGAGAUUACACCUCCACAAGAAAAGCCAAACGUGGAUAUAGAAUACGCUAAGAAAUAUUUGGCCAAAGUCAAGACUAGAUUUCAACAUGAUCCUGAUGUUUACCAAUCGUUUCUAGCCAUAAUGAAUAUGUAUAGAAACAAAGAAAAGAGUGGUGAAGAGAUUUCACAAAUGAUUAUUUCACUUUUUGAAGACCAACUUGAUCUCAUUGAUGGGUUUAUUGAAUUUCUUCCAUGA
This is a messenger RNA of Lathyrus sativus (Indian pea), 471 nucleotides long. NCBI's taxonomy places the organism in Eukaryota, Viridiplantae, Streptophyta, Magnoliopsida, Fabales, Fabaceae. The record is from the annotation of a GenBank genome assembly.